Molecule: messenger RNA, 4832 nt
Organism: Aethina tumida (small hive beetle)
Lineage: Eukaryota; Metazoa; Arthropoda; Insecta; Coleoptera; Nitidulidae
Gene: RhoGAP1A
Product: active breakpoint cluster region-related protein
Exons: 15
Coding region: 128-3325 (1065 amino acids)
Biological process (GO): signal transduction; positive regulation of GTPase activity
Cellular component (GO): membrane
Molecular function (GO): GTPase activator activity; guanyl-nucleotide exchange factor activity
Source: RefSeq, a predicted model, not a curated record
UUUAUGGUUAUCCGUCAAAUAUUCUGUCAGUGAAAGUGGCUGUUGUAAAAAUGUUUAUUAUAGUUUUUUAAUCCGAGAAACACGAUGGACAUUCUACAUUGAGAUAUAUCAUUAUAAAUAAGUCAAAAUGAGUGUGUUUUGUGAUUUCCAACAAGUGUGGCUACAACGGUUUCCGGAAAGUCCUCUUCCAGGAGCAUGGGAGGAAGAUGUCAGGGCGAACCUGGCGAAACAUAAACAAAAAGUUAACUUAUUGCGUGAGGAGCUUGAAAAAGAGGAAUUUUACGUUGAAUAUUUGGAAAGAUUGUUGAAUGAUGUUGAGCUGCAUAAGAAAAAAGUUGCAAAGGAAGUGAUAGAUGACUCCACUGAUGUCACCUCUGAUAACUUAUCUAAGACCGAAGUGACAGCAACGCCUCCAACCACUCCGGCAAACAAGGAGGACACCGAGGUGUUCUCCGCAAACAUGUGCGUGAACGAGAUUUCCAGUCAGCUCAAUUCGUCGUAUGUCGAAAAGGCAGAUGCAGCUGCACCGGAACCCGACCCCGAACCAUUCGUGACCGUCAUAGAGGUCAACGACGUAAAGCAACCGGCAGCUUCACCUGCCAAGCUACCACCCAAGUUACCAGCCAGACCUGAAUCAUUAAAAAAUCUGACUAAAGAAAAGACAAGAUCCAGUAACAGCGACUCGAUCUCAUCAUCUUCAGAGCUAUUGAACAUUGACGAACCGUAUUACGAUAUGGUUGCUCCGGAAGAUGAAGAAACUGUUAUUAGGAGUAAUCAUUCCAGCAUCGAAAACGUGUUCAGUACCUCCAGUACUCUGCCCUUGGGUUCCAAACGAGAAUCGACUCAAACAUUGCAGGAGCCUCAAUCGCCUGGAACUUCAAAUUAUGUUAAUAUCGAAUAUUUUAUACAGUCUACAAAGAAAAAUGGCAACAGUCACAGUAGCAGUGAGGAUGAGCAUGAUGAGCCAACUGAAUUUAGACAUAAUAAUGCUGACAACAUAUCUUAUGCAAGUUCUGGAUCAUUGGAGUCCAUGACUCCAUCAACCAAGAGGAAGUUUAGUACUGAAUUAGAUAUCAAAGAGGCUGAAAAAUUAUCAAUGUACAAGUCCAUUAUUCAUAACAUUAUCGACAGUGAAACCAACUACGUCGAAUGGUUGAAUGUUUUAUUAACAUACAUGAAAGCAAUAAAGGCAACUCUUACCACAUCCCAACCUAUUGCAACUCAAAAGGAGCUGGAAACGAUUUUUUAUAAGAUUCCAGAACUGUAUGAGUUGCAUAAAAAUUUCUUAGACGCUCUUGUUAAACACAGUAAGAAGUGGGACACCCGCAUUGGCGUCGUGUUCAAAAAUAUGGCUGCGCACUUAGAUUUGUACGGAGCUUUUCUUAGCAACUACGGCCAAGCAUUGGACACUGUUACCAAAUGUAGUGAAGCAAACAGUCAGUUUUCCGGAAUAAGCAAAAAUAUCACAUGCAAACAAUUAUCUGAACAACCUAUUACACUUGAAAAUCUUUUACACAGGCCAGUGGCCAGAAUGCAAACGAACGGUUUGGUUUUACAUGAUCUAAUUAAAUGCAUUCCUAAAACACAUCCUGAUUACAACAGCCUCAAUGAGGCGUUGGUGAAUACCCAAGCAUUUCUGGAUCAAUUUAAUAUGAUUCAAACGAAAAUGAUGUUUAAGACAAGCGACAGAGCACAAAGAAGAUUGGUAAAAAAUUCAUUUAUAGUCGAGUUCGCUGAUAACUCAAGGAAAUUGAGACAUUUGUUUUUAUUUAAUGACGUAAUUGCUUGUGCAAAAUAUAAGUCUGCAUCCGGCCAAAAAUAUACUUUUGAAUUAAAAUGGUUUAUUCCCGUAGAGGACAUAAUGAUUUUAGAUGAGACGACUGCCAAUUCAUAUGAAACUGCCGCAUCUCAAAUAGUUACUUUAAAGUCUCAGGCAUCAAAUGUUAGAGAUCAGUUACGGAACGAGGAGAAACAGGCAGAAGAAAAGAAAUCGAGAAUAUCUCGUGGACACGACAAGUACCGCAAAAGACUGCUUGAAUUAGAAAGCCAGUUGGUGUUGGUGUCGCCCAAUCUGGUGUUCCGCAUCAGAAACAAACAGAAUAAUAAACCGUACAUGUUCUUCCUGUCUUCGGAUUUCGAAAGGACGCAGUGGAUCGAAGCAAUACAAACACUGCAACGUACUGGGCAACCACCCACACACGAUAAGCAUUUCACCAUGUUCGAAUUGCAGACGUGGAUCACCGCAUGCCGGACGUAUCUGAAGACAAACAUGGGCUCAUACCUGCUGCGGAAUGCGCAGGACGAAAGUCUUUUGGUUGGCGAUUUAAAUCUUCACAUCUAUGAUCUGAGAGGAGUCGAAUUCCCUUCCGAUUUGUAUGUGUGUGCUGAAGUCGAUUUUUAUGGACACUUCUUCCAAAAGGCCCGCACUAAAACCGUGUUCAAAUCGACAUCACCAAUCUGGAACGAAAACUUCAUCAUUGACCUGGAAGGCUGCGAAAAUUUACGGAUAUUAAUUUACAGAGACGGCGAAAAUGCGACUCUGUUUGGUAAACACACGCAAAAGUUAAGCAGGAGCUGGUUAAGCGAGAAGGAACUCAAAGACAAAUCGCUGUUUAUAAACGGAUGUUAUUUGAGAAUUGGUUUGAAAUUUAGUCCGUGCGAAGUCAGUCUCCGGAGAGUACCGGCUGGUAAAGUUGGUUCUUUGUUUGGUGAGAAGAUUCAAGUGGUUUGCAGGAGACAGAAACGAGAUAUUCCGUUUAUCAUUACCGCCUGUAUUAGGGAAGUUGAGCGACGAGGUAUGUCAGAAAUUGGAAUCUACCGAGUUUCCGGAUCUGCGACCGAUAUAUCAAAAUUGAAGAAAUCAUUUGAAACAAAUUCGUAUGAGGCAGAACAAUUGCUUAAGGAGGUAGACAUCCAUUCAGUUACAGGCAUUUUAAAAUUGUACCUUCGAGAAUUGCCAGAAGCACUUUUCACAGACCAAUUGUAUCCACAACUUCUUGAAGCAUUCAACCAAAGCAAUGGAAACUUAAAGAGAAGAACUGAUUUACUCAAAGCAUGUUUCAAACAACUACCACCUCAAAAUCAUGCUACAAUCAAUUACAUUUUAGAUCAUCUUAUCAAGAUUCAUCAACAUGAAAGCGAGAACAAAAUGUCAUUGCAUAAUUUGGCGACAGUAUUCGGUCCCACGUUAUUAAGGCCGGCGAUGAAACAAGACUUAAAACAAAAAGAUUUACUGGCGGCUGGGACAGUAGAUGUAAUGGCCCAGGCAGGUAUUCUAUAUUGCUAUUUGCAAGAUCUGAACAGUCCAACCAAAAUUUGUAGCUGAGGCACAAAAACAAGUACACCAAAUUUUAUUAUUUUAUAUUUGUACUAUGUAUGGCUGUAACUAUGUUCUGUACAAACACAAAAUGUAUAUACCUAAUUUAUGAAAUACUAUGUAAUGAGGGGGCAUUUUAUACUAUUGAAAACUAUUUGAAUAAUUAAUUACUUAAAUGUUGGUUACUUUUUUAUGGUUUUAUAUUGUUUAUAUUUUAUUAGUGUCGCGAACAAAUAUAAAUUUAUCUUAAGUUUAACACGUUUAUUAAUAACUCUCAAUCAGUCUGAUCAAAUUGAUAUUUUUUAGCUUAUUUGAAACUAAUCUUCAGACCAACAUGAAAAGUAACUGAUGCUCAAUGCUUAAAUAAGACUUAAUUAACAACGAAAAUGGGAAACCCUGUAAAAUGUGUGUAGCUUAUUGCAUUCACUGGUUUAACUGAAUGAUGCAGUAAUGUAAUAUCAGAAAAAUGUAAAAAUGGUAUUCAUAUUGUUCAUUUUGUUGAGAUCUUCGUGUUUUCUAACAAUGGAUAUGACAGUGUUUAAAAUACACAACACAAAAAAUGAAUCUAAAAUAUUAUUGUUGAGGUCUUGAUAAAUAUUUAUUAGCAUAAUAGUUUGAACUGUAUGAUAUUCAAAACAAUAUUAAUUAUUCAUUGUUACAAAUAAUUAACAUUAGAUACUAUACCUGUAAGAGACCAAAAAUUCUAAAUUAAUAUAAUGAAUAUUUUUAGUCUGUGCCUUUUAAAGUUCAAAGAAGACUGACCUUUUGAUGUGACUAUACCGUGACUGUUCUUUCAUUAUAUUUAUAAAAAAAAGUAUUUGUAUCUAAUGUUGUUAAGCCAAAUAAAAAUCAGGAUUUUAUCCCUCUAGUCACUUUUGAAGUAAAAUUUCAAUGCUGCAGUAGUUAAACUACACAUUGUGAUAUGAAUUAAUAAAAUGCCCUCACAUUUAACAUUAUGACUUAAGGCAUUAGUACCUACUUUAGUAUGAAAACAUGUAAACAUUAAUAUUUAGUUUACUAAAGCAUAUGUAUUUAAAAUAGUAACAUACAAAUGAAAGAAAUAUGUGCUUAUUUUUCCAAAAUAGUAUUACAUUAGUAUUUGUAUAAGAUUGCCGCUAAAAAGAACCAGACACUUAUUUUACCAUUGUUGUUUAGCAAAUUGAGUAUGUGAUUCAAAAUUUAAUUAAAUCUCAAACAUAUUUAUACUACUUUAAUCUUUAAAAUGUUCAUUAUUAUUAAGUGGAACACACUGCAUGAUGGAUUAGGCAUCAAAGUAUGUAGUUGUUAUAAUUUGCCAAAAAUUAAAGCAUGGAGUCUCAUUCUUGGGAAUUAUAUAUUGGAUGGUGGCUGUAUAUUUAAAGUGAUUGGUCAAUUUUUGGUUUAAGAUUUGUCUUUUGUAGAGAAGGCGUGCAUGUAUUUAUGAUUUAGCAUUAAGGAUAAUGUGACCUUAGUAAAUUUAUAUUUUAUAUACAUUUGUAACUAGUUGCAAUAAAGGAUAUUUGUCAUAUAAACCAUA